Linnemannia hyalina is the source of this 1764-nucleotide messenger RNA. Lineage: Eukaryota; Fungi; Mortierellomycota; Mortierellomycetes; Mortierellales; Mortierellaceae. The record is from the annotation of a GenBank genome assembly.
AUGGCGCCGAAAUCAAAAACGAAAAAAUCCGCACCGAAAUCGAAAAAGGUCAAGGAGGCCAAGCCGGCACAUCCGUUUUCGUCAGCGGCCGUGGAGAACGCCUUCUACUUUGUCCGGACAGCCCCUCGCCUUUACUCAGCCAUCGACUACUUUAAAACCUUCGACCCGAAAACCUCGGACAAGCAAAGGUUGCACAGUCACUGGAGCAAUGCGCUGCAGAUCCUUCUCGACUCGCCGGAGCAGCAGUAUUUCGACCAAGGCAAACGCUUGAAACUCUGUUGGGAAUCACCUGAAAAUGGUCUUGGAACCUUCUGGCAGGAGCGGGAAGAUGCCAAGACUGCCAGUGACAUUGAGGACGCUGCCCGCGACAACAUUCGCAAGCACUCUAUUCGCUCUGCUGAAUUCAACGUCUUGGGUGCAAUUCGUAACUUAGACGACCAGAGCCGUAGCAAGAGGGUCAGGCGGGCGAAGAAGAAAGCUCUCGGAAAGGAAAAUACCGAUCCUGAACAUUUCGCCAUGGAAAACGGCCAGGGUUCUCACGCCACUAGCUCAUAUACCAAGUCCCGGGAGGGGAACGACAACGGCACCCAAGAUUCCGAAGCGCAUCAGAGCAGUGGAUCUCCGGAGGCUUGUGAUGGUAACCAGGUGCCAGAUGGACCUGAAAGCCCGGCCGCUGAUUCCAAUGUUAGUCUUGCAUCCAUGCAUGGACCCCAGGAAACUUUUGAUACUGACCAGGUUUCAGAAGGAGAUAAUACUGGCAGGGAUGCUGGAGACGAUGAUGACCUGCUGUCACAGAAAUCAACAGCAUCUGAAUGCGAACGUGAACGUUCGCUAUCAAGGGGUAUCUAUUAUCUCACUGGAGACGGAAGCAAGGAUUGUUCAAAAGCUUUGUGGACUCCAUGGCUUGUCAAUGGCGAAGAUCUGGCUCCCACAUUGUGGAAGUACCGCGAACGUGCUAUCGAUGCCGCUCAACGCGUGGUUCCUCUCACGAGCUCAGUUGAGAGAUUGGCUGUGAACCACAUUUACCUGUUUGAACGGAACGAUGUGGACAGUACAUUGUUUGAUGCCGUUGGGCUCGAGGAUUGGCGGGCAGUCACAUCUGUCACAAUUGAGAAGGGAGUUGAAGAUACCACGAUGCUAGAAUUGCAAAAACUCGCUCUCGAGCUCAGCAACUUAAGUUACCGUGAAGCGGAAGAGCUGAUUUUGAGCUGGAACGGCGAUACAAGUAUAAAGAAGGUGCUGGUGGGAUUGGUCGAGGGUGAUUUUUUGAAGAAGAGUCUCGAUGAGAACAGCUUGGGCCGCCGACCCGACUUCAUGCUGAGGACGUCACUACGUGGAAUUAUCUGCUACCUUUUCUUUAUGGAGGCUAAGAAAGUACGUCAAGGCGCGGCGGUUGUUCAGGAUGAUCUAGAGAAGAUGGCGGGCAUGAUGAAGGAUGCGAUCGAUGACUUGAACAAGCAAGGAAUCGACGUUGGCAAUCUGGAGGUAAUCGGUCUCCAUAUUGUUGGAACUGAAGGACACCUGUACGCCAUGAAACUGGAGGCCAGAGGCAUCUAUGUGCUCCGAUCGAUCGCGGUCAUCUAUGCUCCUAAAUCACAUUUCAAUUUCGGUGUGUUGGCCACGACAAUCAAUGUGCUAGUGCAUGUCCAAAAGCGACUUGAAAAGACAAUCUCGGACAUCUUGGCAAGCCAUGCCGCAGGGGAACAAGGACAGGACUUGACGUGCCCUGGAUUCCAUACACCGACUCGUGUAUUGAAGGCGUAG